This is a messenger RNA of Branchiostoma belcheri (Belcher's lancelet), 1902 nucleotides long. RefSeq names its product G patch domain-containing protein 3-like. The record is from RefSeq and is a predicted model, not a curated record. Gene Ontology annotation, biological process: negative regulation of RIG-I signaling pathway; positive regulation of DNA-templated transcription; negative regulation of type I interferon production. Lineage: Eukaryota; Metazoa; Chordata; Leptocardii; Amphioxiformes; Branchiostomatidae. Gene Ontology annotation, molecular function: nucleic acid binding. Bases 28 to 1749 code for a protein of 573 amino acids. The transcript has 6 exons.
AUGAUUUUCCUCAUGACGUCAUGAAACAUGGCCGACACAAACACGAAGAAAGUCGUCUACGGAAUCGUCGGCAACAUUCCCGGGCAUUUCCACUCUGCAGAUCUCAGGAACUUUUUCUCCCAGUUCAUAGAAAGUGGAGGGUUCGACUGUUUUCACUUCAGACACCGUCCGGAGGCGAAAGGCGCCGAUACGCCAGAGGAAACCGACGAAAGAAACGUGUCGCAAAAAGGGGAGGGGGGCGAGUUAGUAGGUUCAGAAACAAGUCUUUCGGCACAGCACAGCCAAAAGGCAGUUGGAGUAACGGCAGGCACAGCAGUUUUCCCGUCUACGUCUGAGCAGAAAGUAUUAACAGACUACAGAGCAAGUGUGGAUGGCGACAAUGCAGCCGGACCAAGCAGAUGUAAAGAGAAGAGGAAAACUCUGUGCUGUGUAGUACGUGUUCUGGAGGAGAGAUGGGCCGAGUUUGUGAAGCUGUACCACGGGAAACACUGGGUGGACAGGCGGGGGGACUACCUCAGGCACAGGGCAGGCAUCAGGAGGGUCAGGCUGGCGGAGGAAGGUUCUGAUGCACUUAAAUACCAGACCAGGAAGGAAGUAGAGCAAAGACGGAAGAGAAAAGAUGGAGAAACAAUCAGCCAAUCAGAGCUACAGAAGCUCAUCGAGCUCCACCCACCCGACGUCAUGCCUCGCGGGAACGUCGGAACGCCAAUCAAAGUAUUUCUAGAACUCAUCCGCACCUGCCGGCUCCCCCCUAUUCUCAUCCACAAACUUGGACUGGUCUUCCCUUCCACUGGGUCUAGUAGGAGGUACGGGAAUGUACCAUUUGACUACGGGGGGAGGGUGGUGGAGGGAAGCAUGGUGCUGACAGGGACAGGGGAGGAACUGUCUGCUGAGGUGGGAUUUGUAGAACAGCAACAGAGAAGGAAGGAAGAAGAGCAGGAGAAAAGGAGGGAGCAAGAGAGACAGCAGAAGGAGGAGGAAGACAAAGCUGAUGAGUCCCACUCUGAUGAUGACAAUGACACAUGUGAGGAAUGGGAGCGGCACGAGGCUCUGUACGACGACGUGACCAAACAGGGGAGGAACAAGGAGCGUCUGUUUGAGGAGGAGAUCGAGCUGAAGUGGGAGAAGGGAGGCAGCGGGCUGGUGUUCUACACAGACGCACAGUUCUGGGACCAGAUGAGGGGGGACUUUGAUGAGAGGACUACCGACGACUGGGAUGUAGACAUGAGUGUGUACUAUGACCCAGAUGGAGGAGACAAGGAUGCCCGGGACUAUCUUCAAAUGCGUCUUGAGCAACGGCUAAGGGCGGGGCUAGACGGGGAAGAAGACAUCACCUCAAGAAAGAAGAAAACCCGCAAAGAACGGAAGGAACAGAGAGAAGAAAGUGGAAAGAUUGGACAGUUUGAGAAGCACACAAAGGGCCUGGGGCGUAAGAUAAUGGAGAGACAAGGCUGGCGUGAUGGGGAGGGGCUGGGCUCCUGGAAGAAAGGGCCAGCAGACGCACUGGAGAAUGAAGGACAGGGGCCCAGGGACAAGAGAGGCUUUGGGUUUUAUGGCGAGAAACUGGAUCGUCAGGCUGGAGGAAACAAGCGGCGGCGCGUGGAGAAAGACGUGGUGAUUUCUACUGUGUACGAUGAGCCAUACCAGCUGGAUAAUGCAGAGACACUAACAAGACAGGCUGGACCUCACACACUCAAGUAUAGGACUAGUGUUCCCUUUGUCAGAGGCUCACAGGAAGACAAGACAUGAUAGCAGGAAUUGAGAAGAGUUGAAUUUUCGUUUUAAUUGUGUACUGUAUUUUGCUUAUGCCUUGGAAACAAAUGAAAACACAUAUUCUAUAUAUAUUUUGAAAUGAUUGUAUUUUUGAACAUGUUGUCAUAUUUCAUAAAUAUGACAACAUAU